Prorocentrum cordatum is the source of this 1341-nucleotide messenger RNA. The record is from the annotation of a GenBank genome assembly. NCBI's taxonomy places the organism in Eukaryota, Dinophyceae, Prorocentrales, Prorocentraceae.
AUGGCGUCGUCGAGCACGGGCCAGAACGUAGAUCUCCAGAGGAUUCCUACGUGGGACGGCAAGGCGGAGACGCUGGACGAGUACCAGGCCGAGGUGGAGCUUCUCGCUCUUUCGACGAGGGAAGAGGACAGGAAGCUACUCGGUCCGCGACCAGUUCAGGCGCUGCCGAAGAACACCACGCACAGGAAGCUGGCCCUGCGACUAUCGCGAGUGGAGAACGAGACGGAUUCGAUCGUCGGCGAGAAGGGCCCCGACAACUUGAUCAAGGCGUUUCAGAGGAGCUUAGGGAAGCAGGCCUCGAGCGACGUGGUGGACAAGGUCUUCUCGCACUACUAUGACCGGAAGACGGCAGGACCACGCGCGAGGAGGCUUGGUCAGACGAUCGGACUCCACGCGGAGCAUGAGGAGGACGCCUACCAGGAGAUGGAGAAGAGCGCGCGGGCGAUCUGCCCAGACUUGGAGGAUUUGGAUCUCAUCCCAGACGAGCUGCGUGGCAUCAUCGGCUUGGUGAAUGCGAACUUGGACCCAAGCGAGCGGGCCAGGGCGGCGGCAGGACUACACGACUGGAAUAUUGAAUCAGUCAUCGAGAAGCUGAAGUACGCGUGGGCCGACAAGGAAGACGACGUGGAGGAGGAGCCGAGCUACUUCGAGGAGGAAGCCGACGAGGUAGACGAGGCGGACAUCCACUACGAGGGGCAGGAGGUCGACAAGGAGGACCUCGAGGCUCUGGAGGCCUACGCCGAGGACGCGGAGGUGCACGCGCAGGACGCCCACUGGACCUUCACGGAGACAAAGAGGCUGCUGGCGGAGGCUGCGAAGAAUAGGAGCGGCUACUUUCCAGUGAUCGGGAUCGGCCAGAUCCCCGAGAAGCAGUUCAAGGAUCAGAAGACGAUCAACACGGCGAAGGCUCAGAGGAGACCCCCCAAGGGUAAGGGCAAGGGCAUCAAGUGCCUGAUCUGCCAGGGACCUCAUCGUGCCGUGGACUGUCCCAAGCGAGGCAACACGGGCAACGACGGCAACAACAUGCAGAUGGCCGCCCAGGGCUUCGUGGACGCCGAGGACGACGUCGAGAACAACUACGGCAAUGAGGGCAACGCUCCCGAGGACGGUCAAGCUGGCUGGGUACACGAGGAGAUGGUUGGCUACGCGAUCAUCGACACGGGAGCCUCGAAGAGCAUGAUCGGGAUCGACCUGGCCGCAGCCAUCCAGCAUCCGGUGGCGCUGGUCGAAGACGACAACAAGCUGCGGUUCGACCUGGUCGAGGCGAAGUCCCCGAUGCUUCUGGGCCUGGACUACCUGGAGAAGGCUGGAGCGGAUUUGAUCAAGGAGAGGUCCGCCCUG